GGAGCUAAGCGAAACUCAAUUUUUUCUGCAAACGCUCUAUUUGUACCGUAAAAAUCUAGUCAGAGGGGGAAGUGGAUCUUAAAACCCUAGGGUUUCAAUUCCGGGCCAUCCUAAUUUUAAUCCUAAUUUUGUUUCUAAAUGGAAGCCGAAGAGAACGAUUCCUCCAAACAUGACCAACCAUCAUCACCUCUUCUCUCCGUUGAUGAUGGCAACGACUUGGAUGUUAAGUGUGACACCCAUCGGGAGCUUCGCAGCAAUGAAGAACAGCAUUGUUUGUUCCAGUCCGCUAUUAAUGAAGUGGAGUUUCCAUCCAAUUCAAGCGUUGAAUCCUUGCAGCCGAGCGAUGCAAUUCGUGGGGAUGAGAGUCUUGUUGCAGAGACUUGUUUGGAGGUGGAGAAGAAGGAUAUGGUGGAGGAGACAGAGAUAGCCGGGGUGAAGGCUUGUCGUAACGGUAUUGAGGAUAUGGGGGAAGAUUCAGUGAAGUUGGAGGUUGAACCGGAUAUUGCGGCGAUGGGGUUAUUGGGGGAAACGGUUUUCAAUGAUGUGAAAGAGGAGGAUGCAGGGGCGGAGGAGGUGAAGGCUGUUGCUGAAUUUGGAGAAGGUGACUUGUUAUGUGAAAUGGAUUUGGUUGGUGGUGCUGAAAAUCAGGUUGAGGGCAACGUUUUGAUGGUGAAUCUUCCAGACAAUACUGUUGGCUGCGGUGAGACAGACACAUGCUUGAGUGAUGUUUUGGCUGAGCUUGCAGAAACGACUCCUUUUGUGCAUGGUGUAGAUACUACAGAUGCAGCCAAUUUGGUGGAGAAGAAAGAGGUGGAAGAAAAUGCCGAUGAUCCCAAAGAUUCGAAGGAUAUAGAGGUGGCAAAGCAAGAAAAUUUUUCUAUGGAGGAUGAGAAAUUAGGCGUCCCCGUGCAGCUUGUGGAGAAGUCCGAGUUGAAAGAAAGUUUGGUAGAUGGGGCUGUGGUGGAGGAAGGAAGGACGGAGAAUUUAGCUGACAGAACUGGUGAAACUUUGAAGAUGGAGAAUGAGUCAAGCAAUACUGAUGAGGUGGAGCUGGCGAAUUUUGCUAGUGAGAUUGAUGGGGCGGUAACUAUGGAGAAUACUGAAGACAAGACUGUUGAGGUGGAUGGAAUGUGUUUGGAAGACAAGGCUGCUGAUGCGACGACGAUGUCGGGAAAUUUGGCAGAUGAGACCCCAGAGAUCAAGGGAGUGCAAGUAACAGACGACAGCAUUGAAAUGUUGAAGAUUGAGAACGUUGAAGAUAGGGAAGCAGGGGUGCAAGAAUUGGGUGUGGCUGAUGAGAGUGCCGAAGUUGGAAAGAUUGAGAAUUUGGUAGAUGAGACUGCAGAGGCUGAGAAUGUGACAAACUACACAGCCGAAUCAAUGGAGAAUCUGGACGACAAGACUGCACAAAUGGAGGAAAUAGCUAUGGAAGAAGAGACUGAGGAAGCCGAUGACAGGGUUUAUUUGGUGGAUGAAGGGAUUGGAUCAGAGGAGAAUGAUGCAAACAUGACAUACUUGGUGGGGGAAACAGAAGCAGCGGAGGAGGUUGAGGAGAUGGAUGUUACAGAGGAGGUUGAUGAGGCAAGUAAAGGUAGCAGUGGGGCUAAAAGGAAGCGUGGAAAGAAUUUUAAAGCUCCAGCUAGAGUGCCUUCUAGGAAGAAGGUGGAAGAAGACGUUUGCUUUAUUUGUUUUGAUGGGGGUGACCUUGUACUCUGUGAUCGCAGAGGCUGUCCCAAGGCGUACCACCCUUCCUGUAUUAAUCGUGAUGAGGCGUUCUUCCGAGCCAAGGGUCGAUGGAAUUGUGGUUGGCAUCUUUGUAGUAACUGUGAGAAGACUGCCCACUACAUGUGUUACACAUGUACAUUUUCCUUGUGCAAGGGCUGCAUAAAAAAUGCUGUUAUUUUGUGUGUUAGAGGUAACAAAGGCUUCUGCGAGGCGUGCAUGAGAUUUGUUAUGUUGAUUGAAAAGAAUGAGCAGGGAAGUACAGAAAAGGGCCAAAUUGAUUUUAAUGACAAAACUAGCUGGGAAUAUCUUUUCAAGGAAUACUGGACUGACCUGAAAGGAAGCCUUUCUCUAACUUUGGAUGAACUUGUUCAUGCAAAAAACCCAUGGAAAGGAUCUGAAACACUAAAUAGCAGACCCGAUUCACCUGGCGAGCUAUAUGAUGGUAAUGUUGAUGGAGGAUCAGAUUUGGAAGUUUCUGAAAAUGAAGAAUCUGGUAGUUCUAAGAAAAGAAAAGCUAAGAGAAGGUCAAAAUCCCAAGCAAAGGAAACCAAUUCACCUAGUAUGCCAAUAAUACCUGAUUCUCAAGGGCCAUCCACGGAUAACAAUGUUGAGUGGGCAUCUAAAGAGCUCUUGGAGUUUGUUAUGCACAUGAAGAAUGGUGAUAGAACUGUUUUAUCUCAGUUUGACGUGCAGGCUCUUUUAUUAGAAUAUAUUAAAAGAAAUAAGCUUCGUGAUCCUCGUAGGAAAAGUCAAAUCAUAUGUGAUUCAAGACUUGAGAAUUUGUUUGGAAAGCCACGUGUAGGACAUUUUGAAAUGUUGAAGCUCCUAGAGUCACAUUUCCUCAUCAGAGAAGAUGUGCGGAUAAAUGAUCUCCAAGGGAGUGUUGCCGAUACUGAAUCAAGUCAGUUGGAAGGUGAUGGGUACACCGAUGCGUCGGGAAAGACUAGGAAAGAAAAGAAACGCCGGAUGCGGAAAAAAGGUGAUCAGAGAGGAUUGCAGUCUAACCUUGAUGACUAUGCAGCCAUUGAUAUUCACAACAUUAAUUUAAUCUACCUGAGACGUAAUUUGGUGGAAUAUCUGAUUGAAGACGAGGAGAGUUUUCAUGAAAAGGUUGUUGGUUCUUUUGUGAGGAUAAGAAUAUCAGGCAAUGCACAAAAACAAGAUUUAUACCGGCUGGUUCAAGUUGUAGGUACAAGCAAAGCAUCUGAGCCUUAUAAAGUUGGUAAAAAGAUGACAGAUAUCUUGCUAGAGAUCUUGAAUUUGAACAAGACAGAAGUGAUUUCAAUUGAUAUUAUCUCGAAUCAAGAGUUCACAGAGGAGGAGUGCAAGCGUCUCAGACAGAGCAUUAAGUGUGGAAUCCUUAACCGUCUGACUGUGGGUGACCUUCAGGAGAGAGCAAUGUCGCUUCAAGAUGCUAGAGUUAAGGAUUGGAUGGAAACCGAGAUAGUUCGACUGAGUCAUCUUCGUGAUCGAGCAAGUGAAAAAGGGCGUCGAAAAGAGCUUAGAGAAUGUGUUGAGAAACUACAGCUUUUGAAGACACCCGAGGAGCGGCAGCGCAGACUGGAGGAGCUACCGGGAAUACAUACAGACCCAAAUAUGGAUCCGAGUCAUGAAUCUGAAGAUGAGGACGAAGCAGAUGAUAAGAGACAAGAAACCUACACCUUGUCAAGAGGCUCAGGCUUUAGUAGGAGGACAAGGGAGCCAGUUUCUCCUGGAAAAGCAGGUUCAAAUUUGAAUGAUUCCUGGAGUGGUACUAGAAACUUUUCAAGCAUGAAUCGGGACUUGAGCAGGAACUUGUCUGGAAAAGGCUUCUCUAACCAAGGUGAAGAUGCCAUUGGUUCUGGUGAAAUAAUAAAUGAAAAUUCUUGGAGCCAUGGAAGGGAGGGAGAUGUUAAAAAAACAAAUAAGUGGGACAAGCAACAAGUUUCGCCUAGCUCAGAAAUGACUGCCGGGAAUGCCUCGUCUGGGGCAGCGUCUGAGUUGCCUUCUGCCGCUCGUUCGGUAAAUUCAGCAGCUCCAUCUGUAGGGACUACGCAAAAUGCUGCUAUAGUUAACGAAACAGAGAAGAUUUGGCGUUAUCAGGAUCCAUCUGGGAAAGUGCAGGGACCGUUUUCGAUGGUGCAACUUCGUAAGUGGAGUAACACAGGCUAUUUUCCUGCAGACUUGAGAGUAUGGAGAGCCUCAGACAAGCAAGACGACUCCCUACUUCUUACCGAUGUCUUAGCGGGAAAGAUCCCAAAGGAUACCUCAUCCGUGGACAACAAUAUUCAAGCACACGCACAUGCUUCUUCUUUCAUUGCAAAGCCUCAGGGAUCUACCGUGCAGUCAGGUAUGGAUGUUCAGAAUACUGGUACUUCAAAUCCACAUACUAAUCCAACUUCUUAUGGCCAAUCUGCUGGAGGAAGAUGGAAAUCUCAAACUGAAGUUAGCCCUACUGGUAUACCCGCCUCAGCUUCGAUAGAAGUCCCCAGGUACACAGGAGACCGAUGGUCGUCUGACCAUGGUAAUAAGGACUUUACGAGUCUUCCUUCUCCUACUCCCAGCUCAGGAGGAACGAAGGAGCAGCCAUUUCAAAUGCCUGCACCGUUCGCCUCCUCAGGAGGUGGUGGCAGUUUGCACGGUUCUUCACUUAUGCAAGGAUCCGAAAACGAUUCCUUGCGCUCACAUUCUGGCCUGAACGCCGCAGAAAAGGGCACGGGUUUAGGUCCUAUAAAUGGACUUCAAAAUCAUCAGUCUUUGCCAGUAAGGCCUUCAUCUAUCAUUGAUGAUACUUUGGUGAAUCCAGCUGCAGAUAUUAAAAGCAUUAGUGCAAAUCUUCAUUCUCUAGUACAAUCCAUCAACAGUCGCAAUCCUCCUAUUGAAACUAAAACUGUUGAAACAAACAUUUCUUCUAGCAUGCCGCCAGGACAAACUCUUCACAGGCGUUGGGGGGAGAUGUCACCUGCGCAAAAUGCUUCGACAGCGAGUUUUUCCACACCCGGUUUAACUAAUUUUUCAUCCUCUGAGCCUUGGCGAUCGAUGCCUCCUAUUCCGAGUAACCCGCCACCACACAUUCAGUCUUCAACUCCGCCUAAUAUACCGUGGGGAAUGGGUCCUCCUGAAGGUCAAAGCAACGUUCCACGACCCGGGUUGGAGUCUCAGAACCAUAGCUGGGGGCCAAUGCCAUCAGGAAAUCCAAACAUGACUUGGGCUCCAUCAGCACCUCCGAAUGCUACUGGUAUGAUGUGGGGGUCUUCAGCUCAAAGUUCUGCUUCUGUAGGUACAAACCCAGGUUGGAAUGCCCCAGGUCAAGGACCACCAGUCAGAAACAACAUUCAAGGAUGGCAAGCGCAUAGCUCCAUACCACCUCAGGUAAACGCAACCCCGAGUUGGGUUGCCCCCAACCUCGGACCGAUGCCACCUAUGAACAUGAAUCCCAAUUGGCAUGCCCCAUCAGCCAAUCAGGGCAUGUGGAGUAACGAACAUGGUAAGAAUGGGGAUAGAUUCUCGAACCCGGACAGUGGCUCUCACGGCGGAGAUCCAGGGAACGGAGGCAAAUCUUGGGGGAUGCCACCAUCUUAUGGCGGCGGAGGUUCUUCUAGGCUUCCUUACAGUAAUAAAGGGCAAAAAUUGUGCAAAUAUCAUGAAAGUGGACAUUGCAAGAAAGGAGGUUCUUGUGAUUACAGGCACAAGUAGAAUUUAGUUGUUUGACAGUGAUUAGAGAGCAAUUAAUUUUGUAUAGUCCUAUCAUUAUUCAGAGUUUUUCUUUGUAUAAACGCCCUGUUAUUAAUGUUAUACAUGUGCUACUUUUGCAAUUCUCUA
Cucurbita maxima (winter squash) is the source of this 5526-nucleotide messenger RNA. RefSeq names its product zinc finger CCCH domain-containing protein 44-like. The record is from RefSeq and is a predicted model, not a curated record. The transcript is spliced from 10 exons. Bases 139 to 5400 code for a protein of 1753 amino acids. Gene Ontology annotation, molecular function: DNA binding; protein binding; metal ion binding. Lineage: Eukaryota; Viridiplantae; Streptophyta; Magnoliopsida; Cucurbitales; Cucurbitaceae.